Molecule: messenger RNA, 860 nt
Organism: Psammomys obesus (fat sand rat)
Lineage: Eukaryota; Metazoa; Chordata; Mammalia; Rodentia; Muridae
Gene: Fth1
Product: ferritin heavy chain 1
Exons: 4
Coding region: 168-713 (181 amino acids)
Biological process (GO): intracellular iron ion homeostasis; iron ion transport
Cellular component (GO): cytoplasm
Molecular function (GO): ferric iron binding; ferrous iron binding
Source: RefSeq, a predicted model, not a curated record
CCACCUGCCCCAGACGUUCUCGCCCAGAGUCGCCGCGGUUUCCUGCUUCAACAGUGCUUGAACGGAACCCGGUGCUCGACCCCUCCGACCGCAGCCGGCCGCUCCGAGCCUGAGCCCUUUGCAACCUCGUCGCUCCGCCGCUCCAGCGUCGCCCCGCCGCCGCCGCCAUGACCACCGCGUCUCCCUCGCAAGUGCGCCAGAACUACCACCAGGACUCGGAGGCUGCCAUCAACCGCCAGAUCAAUCUGGAGUUGUAUGCCUCCUAUGUCUAUCUGUCUAUGUCUUGCUACUUCGACCGGGACGAUGUGGCUCUGAAGAACUUUGCCAAAUACUUUCUCCACCAAUCUCAUGAAGAGAGGGAACACGCCGAGAAACUGAUGAAGCUGCAGAACGAACGAGGUGGCCGGAUCUUCCUGCAGGAUAUCAAGAAACCAGACCGUGAUGACUGGGAGAAUGGGCUGAACGCAAUGGAGUGUGCACUGCACUUGGAAAAGAGUGUGAAUCAAUCACUACUGGAACUUCACAAACUGGCUACUGACAAAAAUGACCCCCAUUUAUGUGACUUCAUUGAGACACAUUACCUGAAUGAGCAGGUGAAAUCCAUCAAAGAACUGGGUGACCACGUGACCAACUUGCGCAAGAUGGGCGCUCCUGAAUCUGGCAUGGCAGAGUAUCUCUUUGACAAGCACACCCUGGGACACAGUGAGAGCUAAGCUGAUUUCCCCAAAGCCAUGUGACCUCACUGGUCACUGAGGCAGUGUAUGCAUGUCUGCCUAUAUCUUUUCUAUAAGUCGCACCAAAACAUCUGCUUAAGUUCUUUAGUUUGUACCAUUUCUUCAAAUAAAGAAUUUUGGUACCCA